Molecule: messenger RNA, 1769 nt
Organism: Cornus florida
Lineage: Eukaryota; Viridiplantae; Streptophyta; Magnoliopsida; Cornales; Cornaceae
Exons: 12
Coding region: 144-1460 (438 amino acids)
Cellular component (GO): mitochondrion
Molecular function (GO): protein binding
Source: RefSeq, a predicted model, not a curated record
GACAAGUGCUCUGUUUGGUAGCAUUAAAAAAAGGUGUUUAAAUUCCUCUUGCAAUUUUGUGCGCCCAAAACCCUAGAAUUGAUUUAGGGUUUUGCUUUGUUCCAAAAGAGGGAGAGGAAGAAGAAGAAACAUCAAAAGAGGCGAUGAUUGGCGUAGCAGGUAGGUUGUUUAGGGCUACGACUGUCGCUGCUAGAACCUCCAUGGUUGGCCGACUCGUCUUUCAUAGACAUGGACAACCUCUCUCUCAGUUAUCACCACCCUUCAGAUUUCUCUGUACAAAUAACGGUCCCAAGGUCAAUCCAGUUGCUCUACAGAUGAUUAAUUACGCUCUCUCUCUUGCCAGAUCCGGAAAGUCAGAUAGUCCAUGUGUAGAUGAAGCAUAUGCACAAGCUUCGCUGGUACUUGAACAGUGCCUCACUACUCAACGUGACGAUAAUUCAAAGGGAAUGGUUCUACUCGCCAUGUCCACCUUGUUAUAUGAAAGAGGUAAAUUUGAUGAAGCCAUGGAGAAACUCAAGCGCAUUCCAGACUUAACCAAAUCUUCUAUGCCUGUUAGAGUUGCUGCUAGCGAAGCUCUCGUGGGACUCCAUUUAGAGUUGGGACAGGAUGAUGCUUCAGCUGUAGUAGCAGCUUUAUGCUUGCAAAUCUUGGGUGCUAUCAAACUAGAAAUUGGUGGUGGGUGUGGCUUCGAGAUUCUGGACACUCGUGCUAGAGCCUUAAGAGGGCUAGUUGAGCUUGUUGGUGGUCAUGUUUCAUCAGCAAAGUUCUUAUUUGAAAAGGCUGAGGACAACAAAGGCUCCUCUGGCAAUGCUGCUCUGUCAUAUGGUGAAUUCCUGCAUGCUACUCGGAAUUUUACAAUUGCAAAGGAGUUAUACGAGAAGGUAAUAGAAGGGAUGCCUGAGUUUAAGGAUUUCAGUAAUCCAUAUAACUUAGCAGCUUGUAAUAUGGACCUGGAGGAAGUUUUCUUGGCAACUACUUGUGCUUUAGGACAACUUGAGGCACACUUAGGGAACUUCAAUGAUGCAGAGGAUAUACUAACUAGGGCACUAACGAAAGCAGAAGGUCAUUUGGGCCCUCAUCAUCCCAAGGUUGGGGUUGUUCUAAUCUGCAUAGCUCUCAUGUUUCGGCAUAAAUCAACAAUGGAGCAAUCGAGUUCCCUUUUAAUUCAAGAGGGACUUUACAGAAGAGCAAUAGAUCUGCUAAAAGCUCCACCAUUGGAGACUGAAGGUAUAGGUGCUGAAGCAACAGAAUGUCGAAGGGAUAUAAUGGCCCUUGCAAGAGGUGGGUAUGGAGAAGUACUGCGUGUUCAGCAGUACAGAAAAGAUGAAGGAGAGAGAAUGAAGAGCUGGGCAGAAUCUGCAUGGAAAAAUCAGCGGCUGUCACUUGCUGAGGCACUGGAUAUAUCCGAGUCUUCAACCAAAGUGCCAGUUAUUGAUGUUAGAAUUGGCAGGGUCCUGUAGUUCUUUUUCUAGAUUCUGCAUCGGUGAUCCAAUGGUUCUGCAUCGGUAUUACAUUCCUUGGUGAAGCAAAGUGAGGAACUGUAGUGUUCUUCAAUCAACGUUUAUAUCUGGUGUCUGUUUCAUAAAGGUCGUACAUGGCAUAGUUAUCUACAAGAUCAGCUGAGGCAUGUGUAUUUGUAUAUUUUGUUGGACAGUUCAUCGUGUAUAAUCUGGAAAUAUAGAGAAUAAAAUUCCAGGUUUUGCAGCUGUUAGUAUUUAUUGAUGAUGGGUUUUGACACUGUCUUGAGAAGACAGCGUCGAUUACUGUCC